UUUGACAGGUUCACCCCGCCAUCUGUGGGCGAAGCACGGAACUACAGAUGUACACAAACGGAGGGCAGUUCCGCUAACGAGGAUCACGAAUCUCACUCAUUUCACUAAGUCUAUGCAAACAGAAUAAUAGAAGAUGGGGACCCGAAAGCCACCAGUAGUCAAUAAGCCUUCGACACUGCUGAGUCGAGAGGAAAAUGAGAUCAUGAUUAGAAUGCUUGGGCCACGAUGUCAGACUCUAAGCACAGCUGUUGUGCAGGUGUUUGGCACAGAUGGUCCACACCACAACGCUUGGCGGAAGAGGUAUUGUGGUGUGGCAACGUUUACUAAGGACAAUGCAAGAAAGUCUUAUUAUAUUCAGGUUUAUGACACAGUGGCAGGAGUGAGGCUGUAUGAGCAAGAGCUAUACAACCAGUUUACGUACUCUGCUAUGAUGCCUUUCUUUCAUCAGUUUGAAGCUGAGAAAAGGAAAAAGUUUGAGAAGUUUUUGGAGAAUUCAGACAGUGUCCAACAAAAAUGUCAGAAAAGGACUGUAGUAAUUGUUGGAGCACUUUGUGGAAUCUACAUGAUGGAGAAUUUGGAAGAAACUAGCCAAAAAGUUCCUCAUGAGAAGGCUAACCCAUACAGAAGGAGUCGCAGUCUGAGCGACACUAUUUUGUGCUUUGUGGAUAACCAUUUUGGAGUUGAUGAUGUUGAUGGAUUGAACAUAACAGUUGGACAAAAUAGAGGUGGUGGAAACAUAGCCAGGUCUGGAAACAUUCAAGUUGAAUGGGAUGGAGAAAUGAAUGAUAUCCCAUUAUUAGUCCAACUUUUUGCGCAAAGUUUAGGAAGGCUGUCCAGACUUGGGACUUCCAUUAUAAGAAGAGAUCUGAGGGAGAGAAGCAUUCCCUUAGUGGGAUUCACGCAGUUACAAACAAACAUGAGAUUGGGACUUGUAAACAAAGAAUUUUCUUCACAGCAAGACUUAUCUAGGGACCAGAUGAUAGGAUUAAACUUUGCUGAUGAAGGUGAAGCAAAUGCCUUCAGUCGAGCCAUCAAUGAACGGCUUGCUGUAAAACAACGCAGGAGAGAGGAAAGGAGAAGACAGAGUGACCAGCAGCAGAGGCAGUCACUGCACCCACAACCCACAAUCCCCUCUCAGCCACAACAAACACCGGUGCAUGCCCCUCCAGCCUUACCUCCCAAAGAUGACAACAAGAAAAGGAGUGGCAAGAAGGCCAAUAAGAAUAAGAACAAGAUUAGCAAAGAGCAGAUUGGAAUGCCAACGGACUUUAAGCACAUCACCCAUGUUGGUUUUGAUCCUGAUAAAGGAUUUUCACAGUUCAAUAUGGAUGAAAAGCUUCAGGGCUUCUUUAAUAUGGUUGGUGUGAGCCAGCAGCACUUAUCAGACACACGCACUCGAGAAUUCAUUUACGACUUCAUUGAACGUCAUGGAGGUGUUGAAAAAGCUAUGCAAGAGACUCAGCGCUACUCGACCUCACCGAAUCCCCCUGGUGCCCCAGAAGUGUCACACAUGCCACCUCCACCUGCCAACACUUUAUCUCCUCCCACACCACCACCCAGCAUCCCCUCACGCAAUUCCUUCAGUGGGUCUCGAGCUGCACCUCCUCCUCCUCCUCCACGCACAAACAACCAUGCUCCACCUCCUCCUCCUCCAGUCUCUGCUCCACCGCCACCACCUCCACAUUCUCGGGGUCACAUGCCUCCGCCUCCUGGCCAAGUCAUUGCAGAUGAAGAGAAGGCCGAGCAAGUGGUAGCUGAUGGACAAAAGACCAGCCCUCUGCCGCCCCCUCCCCCUACAGCCAACAACACCCCCCCGCCGCCCGCCCCAAGGAUAUGUGAAUAUAUUAAGUACUUGUGGAUUGAUUGCGUAUUAGGAGUCCUGCUCUUUUCCCCCUUUCUACAGCCCAGUAGUCAGCAUGAUGAGCAGAAAGUCGAGCCAAUCGAGCGGCCACCAGUUAUGGAUUCCCGCAGUCAACUGUUAGACCAGAUCAGAGGAGGCGUCAAGCUUAACAAAGUUGAGGAGACAGCCAAUGGAAGCGGUGAUCAUAAGUCGUCUGGACCCCAGCUAGAGGGUAUGGCACUGGAUCUGCAUCGUGCUCUCAUGGGACGAGCUCUGGCCAUGCAGUCGGAGAGUGAUGACGAUGACGAUGAUGAUGAUGAUGAAGAUGAUGAGUGGGAUGAUGAUGAUUAAGAGAGCUAGAAUCAGUAGGUCUGUUGGAAAAUUAGGAAGAUCUGAUCUGUUGCCAAAGCAUUCCUGCUAAAAUGAUAUUGUGUUGAUUUACCUUUGUAUUUAUCAGAAAAAAAUGCUGUUAUCUGUGAGUAUUCAACUUAUUCUUAAGCAUAGCAAUAUUAGGAACUGAAAAUUGAAAUAUAUUUUUAUUAUAUUUUAAGCAUUUUAGAAUUUUCUAGAUAAAGUGUUUGAUAUGAAUAUCAUAUGGAUAAUCAAUAAGUUAAUGUAAUAAAGCACUUAUUGAUUUACAUGAGAUAUUCACAUUAAUUGAAAGCGUUUUAUAAUUGACAAAAGUCUAAAAUGUUUGCAAUGGCCAGUGUGAUAGAGAACUAAUUUGUAAUUAUUUAUCCUCUAACUACAAAUGGUGACGUAGAAUAAUGAUGGAUACAAGUUCCCUGUAAAGUUAAUGGAUGACACAAAUGAAAGAGAUUGUGUGUGAGGAGUCAUUGUAUAGCAGUGCAUUUGCAGUGCCAGCUGAGAGUACUCUGCCCAUACCAGAGAUCUUCCAUAAGCUUUAGAAACUAGUCUGCGCCCAGUUUUCUGGUGAAGAUUCCACUUUUAUUCGUCAGCAAGACUUAUGACAAGUGCCUUAGUUUCAUUUUAUCUUUUUUCUUUUGGUCUUUGCUGGAAGCUGGGUUUAAAAACAGGGUUCAAACCUACUUGUUAGUUACUCAAUGGCUAUCUCUUGCACACCAAACCGUGCCGUUAUCCAAGAUCUGACGACCAUGCAGCCUCCAUCCCUUUUGUUCCUAUCAUUACCUAUUGGGAUAGGAUAGUAAGUGGAAAGGUUGUAUCAUAAGAUAGAUACUCUUAAAAGGCAAAAAAGCCUCAACAGAGUAUGGUAUUAGGAAAUUCAUGUUUCAGUGUUUAAAUAUGAUUAGUAUAUAAGUGUUGCUUCCAAAGCUUUUGCUCUCUAUAAGGAUUUUUGGUUGACAUUCCUGCCAAUAUAAGCUCAUAAAUACAACAAAGACAACCUUACAACACACAAACAUACCACUUACAUAAAUACAUUUAUUUACGCAAAUAACUACUUGUGCUCAUAUUUGCAUCAAUAUUUUUACACAGAGAUAUAUUGUAUACAGUCAAGGACACACAUAAGCUUACAUAAAUAGACUUCAAUAUACAUAGAUGCAUAGAGAUAAACAUACACACACGAAAGAAACUGGUAGGUUUGUUAGAGCCUUCACUUGUUUGAUAAUUUUUUUUUUUACCCUUACGGGUGGUUAUGGCUGGUCAGGUGUUCUAGAGAGUUUUGCACUCUUUCAGUGCAACAGAUUUAUGUACUUACAUUUUUUUCUGUUUAGGUUGGCCAGUUGGUCUUUUCCUUUCAUCCAGUAUCUGUGUGAUUAUAGCCUGUAGGGUCUUAGGGUACACAGAAAUCCUACAUAGUCAUACCUUUUUCCUUUUUUGUUAUUAUUAUCAGAUGAGUGUUGGAUUUGAGGCUUUGGGUUGAACUGAUUCCCAUGUCAGGCUGAUGUUAGUUGAAUUAUUCAUUGGUUUAUGUUUUUUUUCUUUGCUCUCAAGAGUGAACAGAAUUGUUCUGACAAGUCAUUAUUCUUCCAAUACUUUUGUUGUAACCUUGAAUCUCUUUUUAUGUCUAAGAAAAGUUGUUGUUCUUAUAGGCCAUCAUUUUGUUUAUAAAUUAGAUAUCCCUUCACUGACCUUUCCAUUUUUUAAGUUUUAGAAUCUGACAUUAAUAGAAUGUCAGAAUACUUGAGGCUGCUAAUGUAAAACUGAAUAAUUAAAUUUACAUAGUAAAGUGUAAGCUUGUAAAAAAAAAAAGAGA
Messenger RNA from Penaeus vannamei (Pacific white shrimp), 4016 nucleotides. The record is from RefSeq and is a predicted model, not a curated record. NCBI's taxonomy places the organism in Eukaryota, Metazoa, Arthropoda, Malacostraca, Decapoda, Penaeidae.